Molecule: messenger RNA, 3242 nt
Organism: Salvelinus sp. IW2-2015
Lineage: Eukaryota; Metazoa; Chordata; Actinopteri; Salmoniformes; Salmonidae
Product: CUGBP Elav-like family member 5
Biological process (GO): mRNA splice site recognition; regulation of alternative mRNA splicing, via spliceosome
Cellular component (GO): cytoplasm; ribonucleoprotein complex; nucleus
Molecular function (GO): mRNA binding
Source: RefSeq, a predicted model, not a curated record
UGUGUGUGUUGUCACUCUCCUCCAACCUGCUCCCCGCUCAGCAUGGCCAGAUUUACGCAAAGUGAAAGCAGAAGGGAUCAGCAGCAGCAUCAUCCCCAGCCGACUCAUCCCGCCCCCGUCAACCUGCUUCUACAGCAGCCGCUUCUACAGCAGCCGCUCCUACUUAUCCCUCAUCAGAAUCAGCUCGCGCACAUCCCGGUUCCGAAACCCAUGAACGGACCCGAAACUGUCUCCAUGCACACGGACUGCGGCGCCAUGAAAGACCAGGACGCCAUCAAGCUCUUCAUUGGACAGAUUCCGCGGAACCUCGAGGAAAAAGACCUGAAACCUCUCUUUGAACAGUUUGGGAAAAUCCACGAACUGUCUGUUCUGAAGGACCGAUACACAGGCAUGCAUAAAGGUUGUGCGUUUCUCACCUACUGUGCCCGAUCUUCUGCCAUCAAAGCCCAGAAUGCAUUGCAUGAGCAGAAAACCCUACCUGGGAUGACUCGUCCCAUCCAAGUGAAACCAGCUGACAGUGAGUGUCGUGGAGAGGACAGGAAGCUGUUUGUGGGGAUGCUGAACAAGCAGCAGACAGAGGAGGAUGUGUACCGCCUAUUUGAGCCCUACGGCGCCAUCGAUGAGUGCACCGUACUAAGAGGUCCUGACGGAAACAGCAAAGGUUGUGCAUUUGUGAAGUUCUCUACUCAUUCUGAAGCGCAGUCUGCCAUCAGUUCCCUGCAUGGGAGUCAGACCAUGCCGGGAGCGUCGUCCAGCCUCGUGGUGAAGUUUGCAGACACAGAUAAGGAGAGGACCAUACGGCGCAUGCAGCAGAUGGCUGGACAGUUUGGCAUCUUCAACCCCUCUGUCGCCCUACCUACGUUCAGCAGCUACAGUAGCUAUGCACACGCCUUGAUGCAGCAGCAGCAGGCAGCGGUGAUGGCCGUGUCUCAGGGGGGCUACCUAGCCCCCAGCCUCUCCUUCCCCUCCGCCCAGAUCCACCAGUUGGGGGCGCUAGCAAUGAACGGUCUGCCGCCCAACCCCCUCAAUCUCGUGUCAGUGAAUUUUUAUUUCCCCCCUGCAGGUCUGGGAGACUCUCCUCCAGCCGCCCUGCCCUCCUCCCUGACCAGCCUGGUGGCCCCAAUGAUGAACGGUACAAGCCUCACCCACCAGGUCAACGGACACCCUCUAGAGACCCUCUACACCAAUGGCCCUGACCGCAGCCCUAUACUCCACCCAGAGCCCACUGCUGCAGACACACUGCAACAGGCCUUUACUGUACAGCAAUACACAGCCAUCUACCCAGCAACUACACUCACCCCUCUAGGUCAGUCACUUUCACAGCACCCUCAGGUCAUUGGCCAACAGCAGAGGGAAGGACCAGAGGGCUGUAAUCUGUUCAUCUACCACCUGCCCCAGGAGUUUGGCGAUAACGAACUGAUGCAGAUGUUCCUGCCCUUCGGCAAUGUUAUCUCCUCCAAGGUAUUCAUGGACAGAGCGACCAAUCAGAGCAAGUGUUUCGGCUUUGUGAGCUUUGAUAACCCGGGCAGUGCCCAGGCUGCCAUCCAAGCCAUGAAUGGUUUCCAGAUUGGUAUGAAGAGACUCAAGGUGCAACUCAAACGUCCCAAAGACGCCAGCCGCCCCUACUGACACCCCCCAGCACAGGUUUAAUCAGAGGUAUGGAGGACGUCUUUGAUUGAAUAAGACAUUUUGUGUUGAAUAAGACAUUUUGUGAAAGAGAAAAAACGAAAAAGUGAUUCUGUUUUUUAAAACAAUGGAAAAUAGACUUCAUAUGGGAGUUGGGAAGACAUCUCUUUUUUAUCUUCAAUCAUAUCUGACUGGCAGAGGAGGACUCACAGCUCUGCACCAGUGAAGGUUUGGCAUCACAGAUGAGAGAGCAAUGGGAUGAUGCAUAGGAUAGAACAAGACAUUCAAAACAAACAGGAAACUUUUUUAAAGAUACAAACACACAAAAAAAACUAUUUAGAAUCUUUGGAGACUUGAGAGUGAAGAAGAACACCACAGACAGACUAAGAAACAUUGUUAAAAAUAAUAUGGAUUUAUGAUGAACUCAAAGAGGAGUCUAGUGAACAAAAAGAGACUUCAGGUUUUUCCUACCAUGUAAUGGACAAAUGAGGGUUCAAACUUGAUCUGAGGAUUCUAAGUAUAUCUGGAAAAAAAUAUUUCUUUCUCUGUGAGUCCUGAACCUGCUCUUUCUCAAGUUUCCAUAGCAACCGAGCAAACUGCACCCCCUUGGGAUCUGAGGACCAAAUGUUUUUCUCUUUAACAGUCUUGUACAAAAUACUAACAAUCAUAUAAUACAAUACAGUAUAAUGUUUAGUCUAGUACAAACUAACAAUCAUUAAAUACUUAAAUGCAGUAUUCUACCUUUAGUUUAGUACACAUAACAGUGACAGAGAAGUACUUCAGGUCGGCAUUGGAUUAUUCACCAUCAGUGUACUGCUGACUACUAAGGAGUAUGUAAAUGUAAAAUGGGAUCAUGUAGAAUUCAGUUUGAGAGGUUAGUGAGGAAGAAUGUUGCCCCGAGCUCUAUCUGUGGGAUGGAAUACAUUAUGAAGUGUUUGUUUGUUUGUUUGAAAGCCACCUUUUAUCAUCCUUUUACUGAUAGGCUACACUUUCUCUUUGGGCACUCAGUUUGACCCUUGAACUUUUAGUUUUGUCUCCCUCUGUGCAGCAACCACUCUGAGCCUCCAUUCUAUUCAAAGUUGCCCAUAGGCAUAGAUGUAGGAUUAGCUCACUUUGCCCAAAUACUAACCUGAAGCAUUAGGAAGAAAUGGCUAAAGGGGCUAUGUUAUCCUACUUCAUUCUAUUCUGCCUAUAAAGCAAAGGCUAUUGGCUCACAUUCCGUUUCAGAAGCUUACUACAGUUCUCGGCUCAGGGGUUAAAAGGUCUCGAGUCAGGUGUGCCUAAUGUUCGGAUGAGAUUGUCCAUAGAAACUGAUCUUAAGUCAGUUUUCUGGUUAAGGUGGUUAAUGGUAAAAGUUACGAUUUGGGGAGGGCCAGCUGAUCUAAGACCUGUGUGUCCACUUUGAUUAGCCAGUAGAUUUAGCAGGAUAGAUUGCUUCGUUCAUUGAGUCUGUUGACAAAGAAAGUAUUUGUGUAUUUACAUUUCAGGGAUUAUUUUAACUAGGGCCAGGAGUUUUUUCUGGUCAGGUCACAUGCUCCGGAAAAAUUCCUUUAACUUACCAUAACACAAAAAAACACUAGUACAGAUGUAGGAUCUUAAUUUGAGCCAGUUUUCUA